AUGGCCGGUCUCGUCUUCAAGUCCACUCUCAUCGCCAUCACCAUGGCUCUCAGCGCCAGCGCCGCAGCCACUUCGCAGUGCAACAGCAACGCCGACUGCAUGCCCGGCUACAUCUGCGGCCCAAGCGACUUUGCCUUCUCCGGCACCUCGUCCAACGUCUGUGUCCAUAUUGGAACUUGCUCCAACGCGCCCGAUCCUCAGUUCCCCAAUGAAGGACCCAAGUGCGGCGACAGCAUCUUCUGCAAUGUUGGUGGCUACUGCGGCGAGGGCUACUAUAAGAGCGGUGGUGACACUAUUCUCACGCAAGUCUGUGUUGACAAGAACACUGGCCUUGAUUGCGCCUCUUCCUAA
Pochonia chlamydosporia 170 is the source of this 351-nucleotide messenger RNA. RefSeq lists its product as hypothetical. The record is from RefSeq and is a predicted model, not a curated record. Bases 1 to 351 code for a protein of 116 amino acids. The transcript has a single exon. NCBI's taxonomy places the organism in Eukaryota, Fungi, Ascomycota, Sordariomycetes, Hypocreales, Clavicipitaceae.